UCUCGUUUCUGUGUACGGACGUCGCGCGCGCUCUGCUAUUUUAUUAUUUGGAAUUUUCCAAUUCACUGAACAUCGGCGGUCGUAAGUUUUACAAACAGAUUUGCGUCCGUUUCGAAUUUUUUCGCAAACUUAGCGCCAAAUACGAAAGUCGAAGAGUCGCCGUCGACGUCGAUAAGGUCGCGAAUCGCUUGGCGCGCGAACGCUACCCGCCCGAGUUGGAACGCCGCGCUCGUCUAUGAUACGAUGAGGACACGGCGCACCGCUCCAAUCGGCCGAGUUUCACGUAGAAAAUUAUGACAGCUCAAAACCGUCACAAGAAAUAAUGUCGUUUUUAUUACAUUUUUUGAUAAAUUAUUAUUCUAGUUGUGAUCCGACGAUCGUUCGGCGGCCUUAUCGAUUUUCCUAUUUAGCGCGCGACUGUAUUUUGUACUUUUUCGAAAGGUCCGCAUGCGAGUGUCUAGGCGCUUUCGAAAAACGUUUUACUCGUAUUUUCUCGCGGCGAACGGACGUCGUGCGCGGUGCCGUAAAUUGGUAAUAAUUCCGUUCAUUACACGGUAAUACGCCGCUCGAAUAUGGGUUAGUGCUUCGAUGGGAGUAACGAGACGGUUUCGAUGUCUACAGUGCUACGUUUGAAAUGUUUGUUACAGUGCGUGUUUUUACUGUUUUGUUUGUCUAAUAGUUGUGUCUAGUGCAUUCCGUGCGGGAAAGCAUUCGGCAGAAUUGUGUUUUUAUGUUGUGACGGAUGUCUGGGGGACGAAGCGGCGGGUUACGACGCAGCCGAGAUCGCAUGUCGGCUGGCCACCCGUCUGUUGCUUGGACUGGUCGCAGUUGCACGUAUCUGUGACCAAGCAAGAACAUUCCACUAUUCACGUAUGGACAGAAGAUAGUUAAGUCCUUAUGAUACCAAAGUUCUAGACGCAAGCGUGGCGAAGUUGUGGAAAAUGGUGCCCCAGCAGUACUGUUUGCGGUGGAAACACCACCACACCAAUGUGCAGAAUAUGUUCGCACAACUACUGGAGAAAGAGCGAUUCUGCGACGUAACACUGUACUGUUCGCCCAGUUUUGCGACACAAGUACCCAACAAGGAUACCGUUGAGCCAGAGAAAAUACGCGGCGUCUCGCUUAGGGCACAUAGAGUGGUGCUCGCGGCAUGCUCGGAACUGCUGGCUGCACUGCUGGGCGCUCACGAGGCGCAUGGCGAGCCAGUACUGGUGAUUGACGGGGCUGAACCGCGGCAUCUACGCGCGCUCCUCGACUACAUGUAUACUGGGGAAAUGAGCGUGCAUCACUCACAGUUGGCGAGUCUAUUGAAGACGGCAGAGGAGCUGAGGAUCAAGGGUCUGACGGAUAUACGGUGGAGUAACAAAGAUGAACCUCCCGAUUGUGAAUCUGGCGUUGUAACCACUACAACUAUGAAUAAAUCCCCGAUAGCCGAGAAGCAACAAGAAAAGACUAGCGUAGAGAGACGCACGCCAGAGUUCAGACACGAGAGACCGGUGGAGACCAGACCUGAGAGGCCUAUCGAGUCCAGACCUGAGACCACAGAGACCAGGUUUGGGACUAAACAGGAUUCGGAGACGAGCGUUACAGAAACAAGUAAUAAAGAAACUAAAUCAACGGAGAAAUUUAAUGUUAAUGGAGGACCUCCGCCUUUAAUAAAGCUACCAUUGAUUGAAAAAACAAGUCCAGUGAAAAGAGAAACGGAUACAAAAAGUCCAAGUCCUAAGAGAAAACGUCUUACCAGCGGAACUGAACACACUGACGAAGGAUCGUUAACGCCUAAAACGGAAGGGGAAUGGCAGCAUGGGAAUUUGGAUAUAUCAGCAGAACGAGUUGUCAGUUGGGGCGCUGGUGACAGUGGUGAGUGGUCACGCGAUGCGUCAGAUGAUGAAUGGGCUGACGCACCAGCAGACAUUGGCUCCUUUCUGAGUACCAGUCUACGUGUGGACGGCGAUAAUAGCGCUGAAGAUUCAGAAGACAGCACAGCUCACACCGGGUCCAGUUCGACAGUGACCACUGCCUGUCCAGCGGGGCCCGCCGGUGAGCCAUUCACUCUCAUACCAAAUCCGAACCCGACGGGUAAAAGUAAACAAAUAGACCCGCGCUUCACCGACGUCGUCAAACUGAACGAUUAUCUGCAGCACGGCAGAAGACCGCAGUUCUGGGAGGAGAGCUACGUCAAAAAGGUGAUGGAGGCUGUGAGACUCAAGGAGUUGGAGAUGAAGCACGCGGCGGAGCUGCUCGGAGUCAGCUACGGCACUUUGUACGGCCGGUACAGAGAUGUGUACGGCUGCAUCAACAGACCAUACCGUGUGUGCAGUACACGUGAGCUGUGGCACGCUGGACCUGCAGAUGUACUGGAGCGGCUGCAGCGCGGUGAGGUGACGCGGGAGGCGGCCGCACUCGCCCUGGGGGUGUCGCCCGCCAACCUCGCCGCUUACGUACUAGACCUAGCUGCUGAUAAAGAAUUCGAGCCGAUACCUAUAGAAAUGGACUCUUCUGUCAAAAUGCGCACCCGCACCGUCAGCGGAGCGACCGCCCCCAAGCCGCGCAAGUCACCGCAUAAUGACAGGCAGAGUAAGAAAUCAUUGGGCAAUGUGACAGAUGAGGAGAGCGGAGCUGCGAGUGCGCACGACAAGUGUCAGUAUACACAGGCAGCGUCCAGUGGUAAAUGGCCGUCAAUUCGAGUGGCGUCAAUAGAGUCGCUACGCGAAGCCUCCGCGUCGGGUGCUUCGCCCUCACCCUCGCCCUCCGCCCUCAUGCGCACGCGCCCCGACCUCACUAUAGUCGCAGCGCGCCGCCGAGAUGAAGACAACUAGACAGACAAACUUAUCUGACCCGGUUGUUAUAAUUAUGACAGCACACUAGCGCCCCCCUGUCAAUGUCACAAUUUUACUGUAACUGUCUUGAAAAAGAUCUUAUGGCAGUUGGAAAAUAUUUGAACUGACAAUUUCUUGACAGCGUCAUAUUUUGACCAAUCAGA
Messenger RNA from Papilio machaon (common yellow swallowtail), 2983 nucleotides. Its product is annotated as zinc finger and BTB domain-containing protein 44. Lineage: Eukaryota; Metazoa; Arthropoda; Insecta; Lepidoptera; Papilionidae. The record is from RefSeq and is a predicted model, not a curated record. The transcript is spliced from 17 exons. Gene Ontology annotation, cellular component: nucleus. The coding region runs from base 942 to 2819 and encodes 625 amino acids. Gene Ontology annotation, biological process: regulation of transcription by RNA polymerase II. Gene Ontology annotation, molecular function: protein binding.